Lactuca sativa (garden lettuce) is the source of this 452-nucleotide messenger RNA. NCBI's taxonomy places the organism in Eukaryota, Viridiplantae, Streptophyta, Magnoliopsida, Asterales, Asteraceae. The record is from RefSeq and is a predicted model, not a curated record.
CGACAAUCACAACCGCCACACAUAGAGGUAGACAACGGCUGUUCAACAUCUAAGAGAAAGGAGAUUCAGUCAAUUGAAACAAACAAACCCUACUACAGAGGAAUCAGGAUGAGGAAGUGGGGGAAGUGGGUCGCCGAGAUUCGAGAACUCGAUAAACGUUCUCGUAUUUGGCUUGGUUCUUACUCCUCCCCCGUCGACGCCGGUCGUGCCUACGACACCGACGUUUUCUACCUCCGUGGCCCAUCGACACGUCUUAAUAUCCCUGAUUCAAUCGGAGACGACAGUGAUCUACAUGACCUCUCCUCCGAUUCGAUUAGAAAGAAGGCCACAGAGGCCGGAGGUACGGUCGAAGACGUAUGUGUAGGUGGUGGAGAAGAUAUCUGAUAAGAGAGGCGGUGGGGGAAGUAUAAGGAACAAAAAUGAAAGCGGUGGAAGGAACUGGUGGUGUAACA